AUGGAGGUGAGGGAGGCGUUCGAGAUCCAGCAGACCGCAAGUUACAUCGUGACACGUGGCUUCUCGCGCGUGUGCCUUCAGUUCCCCGACUCGUUCCUCCCGCACGCGGUCUCCGUCCACGACGCGUUAAGAGCCGAAUGCGCCGCGCUUAUCAACAGCCAGCAUCACGCAGCUUGUAGUGGGGAAAAUGAGACCAAAACGCCACCUAAGACUUCCCCUGAAACCACUCCUGAAAUUUCUGUUGAAGCACUUCAAGAUCAAGACUCCUUGAGAUCGAGCGACCCGCCCGGGAGAAAACUGCACGGGUCUGGGUUUCCGGGUUUUACGGAGGGUCAAGGAGAGAAGCAGUUAGAAAAGGGGGGUCAGUCGGCGGGAGAUGCGGCGGAUCCUCCGCGUCGGGACUUGCCGCAUUUCUAUGUGCUGGCUGAUGCGGCGACCGCCACGUGCAGCAGCUGCUGCGUGGAUGAGGUGUCGCCGUGCCACGUCAGCGCUGAAUGUAUCAUCCACUACGGCCACGCGUGCAUGUCGCGCCGCCCGGCGCGGUUCCCCGUGCGGUACGUGCUGCCACGUCAGCCCAUCGACGUGGCGGCGUGUGCUGCGGCAAUAAAAGCACACUUCAAGAGCAGCACCGGCGGCGGCAGCAGCAGCAGCAGCACCACCACCAAUAGCAACACCCCCGCAAGUACCGGCGCCGAUAGCGGAGAAUCCCCCCCGCGCGCGCCCCCCCGCGUGGUGCUGGUGCUGUUCGCGCUCGAGUUCGCGCACGCCGCGGACGAAUUUGCGCUCGCUCUGGGGGAAAGCGGCGGAGCGGAAGCGGCGGAGGCAGAGAGGGAAGGUGCGGGGGAGGGGGAAGAAGUGCGGUACGUGGUGGCGCAGGUGCGCGAGCGGGAGGUGGAACCGGAGGAAGGGGGGAAAAGUGGCGGUGCUGACACGUGUCGCGCCGUGAGUGGCGGGUGCUGUAACGGCGGUGCCAGAGAGGAGACUGACAGAAGCGCGUGCUGCGGGGGAGCGACAGAGAGGGGCACGUGCGGAAAUAUCUCUUGUUGUGGUGAAGAUAUUUCCUCCAAUGCUGCUGCUGCUGCUGCUGCUGCUGCUGCUGCUGCUGCUGCUGAUGGUGGUACUGCAGCUUCAGUCGCUGCCAGUAUCCAUUCUUCUGCCGCCCAGUGUGCCGCCCAGUGUGCCGCCCAGUGUGCUGCCCCUGGCACUCUCUUCGAACACGGCGGCCUGCGGUGGGUGCUGCCGCCCAUGUCGAGCAUGGCUGCAGAAACUGCCAAAAGCAGCAACCCAAUUAACCAAUCGGGAGCAGAAGCACCAUCAGCAGCAACAGCACCGGCGACAGUGGGGGUGACAGCGGUGGUGUGGGUGGGCAGCAGUGACGAAUGCCCAUCUCUCAUCACUCUCGCCCUCGAGCACAACCAAACACCCAUUCUCAGACUCGACCCCACCCACCUAUCUCCUGCUGCUGCUGCUGCUGCUACUAUUGACAGCCGCACCACCGCCUGCAGCAGUAACACCAGCACUCUCACCACCAGCACCACCAGCGAGAGCCCUUCUCCUUCCUCUACCCCUGAUUCCGCCCACACAGCCCCGCUCUUCCAUCCGGUGGACCACUCCCGCCUGCUGCGCCGGCGCUACUUCCUCGUCGAGAAGACCAAAGACGCGUCAAUCAUCGGCAUUGUAGUUAUCUCCCAGUCUGCCGGCGCUGCUGCCGCCUCCACCCGCGCUACCGUUGCUAGGCUUCGAUCCGCAGCGGUGGCUGCAGGGAAGAAGGCGUAUGUGAUUGCGAUUAGGAGACGGAUUACGCCGGAAAAGCUCGCGAAUUUCCCCGAGUGUGACGUGCUGGUGCUCGUGGCGUGUGCGGAGGGGGUGCUGCUGGAGGGUAUGGUGGAGGGGGCCAGUGGCAGCAGCGGUGGAAGCAGGGCGUUCUACGCGCCGGUGGUGACGCCGUUUGAGGCGAUGAUGGCACUGGAAGAAGGGCGGGAGUGGACGGGGGAGUAUCGGAUGCUGCUGGAUGGUGCUGGGGUGGGGGGGGUUGGGAGGGGAAAAGCUGUGAGGGAGGAAGAGGCAGGUUCAGGGGGAGAGAAUGAGGAAGGUGGGGAUGAUGUGGCUCCGCGAUUUUCCUUUGUGAAAGGAUCGCUGGUUUCCCCUGCUCCUCACAAACCAUCGUCUGCAGCACCAUCAGCAGCACCAUCAUCAGCAAUAAAAGCAGCAGAAUCAGAUGAAUCUGUUUUGGCCGUCCGGCAGGACAUGGCUCUUUCUAUUCUGCCCGUUUCGUCCGACUCCUUGGCCCUGGCUCGGGCGUCUGGCCAAUCGGGGUACGCCACGUCAGCAGCGGUGGAGGCGAGAUCGGGAUCGGAAUUCCUGGCGCUGCGGCGUGACUAUAAAGGGCUGGAGGUGCCGUGGUUCAUGGCGCCUGGUGGGACGCCUGGUGGGACGCCUGGGGGGACGCCCGGGGAAGCGGGAGGGGAUGCAAGAGGGAGAGGGCAUGAGGGCGGAAGGGAGGAUGGGGGAGCGGUGGGUGCUUUCAUGCCGAGAGUGGCUCCGGCUAUUGAUGCGGUGAGGGUGGUGGAGGGGAGGGAGGGCCGUGCUGCCGGAGAGCGCGCCGAGCGACGGGAGAAGAAGAGACAGAAGAACAAUGCUGACACGGAAGCCGCCACCCCCAAUGAUUACAUAGACAUGCUGCCGGUGAACCUCUGGCACAAAGUCUUUCUCUACCUGCUGCUUCCGCCAGGCUCCUCCCACCCUGAGACUCCCCUCGUCCGGGGCAGACAAACUACUCCAUGGUAUCUCUCUGCCACAGAGCAACCCACAGCGUGCAAAAACCUGCCCGUGAAAUUUGCGGACCCUAAUUGCUCAGCAGCCGGGCAGCACUGGAAGAACGCAAGGAGCUAUGGCAGUGGGUGGGCCCUGCUGUGCUGCGCCAUGGCCAGCAAGAGGCUCCUCUACCACGUGCUCUCCUUCUCCGCCCACCACCCCAUCGACCUCGUUUACAACGAGCUGCACCCGCAGUGGAUCAAGAGCGUCGAAUCCUUCCUUCGCCAGCGCCACCGCCUCAGGUCCCUCGCCCUCACCUUCACGGACAAGGAGCAGCUCGAAAACCUUUGCUCGCCACUCAACCGGCCCUUCACCUCCCUCACCUCCCUCAGUCUCAAGCUGCGGUGCUGUGUCGACACAUCCGACAGGUUUGACGAGGAUCCUUAUAAGGAUUAUAAGGAUGAAGAGGAUGAAGAGGAUGAGGAGUCCUGGACCCACUCCUUGAACUGCCCAGGCCUGCAGCGGCUGAGGCUCGGCCGGGGCAAGUGGAGUCUCCAGGAAGGCUGGGCUGAGCGCUUCAAGUCGCUGCGCAGCUUGACUCUCAAACAUAUGGACUGGAGCUACAUGGAUAUGAAGUAUCUAGACGUGGUCACACCGCGGCUCACGGAAUUCGUUCUCUACCAUAGCUGGGAUUUGGACCCCCGAACCUCAGGCCUGGGUGGUGGCGGCACAUUCUGUUUCGACUUGUCCAAAGCUCAAACCGUCUGCUUUUACUUCCCGCAUAGCAGCCUCACGCUCUCCCUCACACUCUCUUCCUCGCUCAAGGCUUUCUCAGCCAUGGCGAAACAGCUCGUGCUCUCAUGCAAAAGCACUGAACCUCUCGCUCUCCACCACCUCUUGCUGUACGGCCAGCAGCGGCUUGUCAUCUCCUCCCUCCGCCUCGCUUCCGUACGAGUGGCCUAUCUCAACGGCCCAUCCAAGGACCACCACUCCCGCAGUGACGAAUAUUUUUCCCACCUGGACUUUCCUGAAUUGUCCCCUCAAGCUUCACCCGAACUUUCUCUUGGCAGGCAGAGUGUGCACCGCCGCAGCUCUGCUGAGUUCUCCUGGGUUGAAUGGUUGCGCCCUAUAUCGCCAACAGUGGAGGUGCUUAUAGUGAGGCAUGGUGUGCCUGUAGAGGGGGUUGACGCUGAGUGGAGCAACCUGCGCAGCCUUGGGAUUGUCGUGGAGAGUGAGGAGCGGUUUGAGGUGGAUUUGAAGGUUGAGAAGCGUCGGGAUGACGGUGAGAAGGAGGUUACAGUGGAGGAGUUUCAGGAGCGCAACCAGAGGCUCUUGCACCAGCAGCGGCAGCAGCAGCAGCAGCAGCAGCAGCGGCGGCGGCAGCGGCAGGAGGAGGAGGAAGAGCAGCAGCAGGAACGAAGGCCUCCGUUUAUCAUGGCUCCAAAUUUGCGAGCAAUCUUUUACCCCACCAGCACAUGCGAGCAGCAAACCCUUGCUUCCCUGCGCGAAUUCUGUCCCUCUCUCGCCCUGUACUGCAUCUCACGCCGCUCGUUCUACUGGGAGAAGCAAAGAAAGGAGUUGCCAGAGACUCCGAUGGUGCAUGUGAGGAAGGCGAGAAGCGGGGUGCCAUGCGCUUGCUUUGCAGAUAAGCGGCCGAAGAACGGCAGCAGUGGUAGCAGUGGCAGCAGCGCGAGCAGGGGUGGCAGCAGCGGUGGCAGGAUAGGUGGCAGCAGGGCGUUUUACGCGCCAGUGGUGACGCCGUUUGAGGCGCUGAUGGUGCUGGAAGAGGGGCGGGAGUGGACGGGGGAGUAUCGGAUGCUGCUGGAUGGUGCUGGGGUGGGGGGGAAGGAAGAGGAGGAGCGGUGGGAAAGGAAGAAGCAGGGUCAGAGGAAGGAAAUGGGGAAGGUGGGAAUGAUGUGGCUCUGCGAUUUUCCUUUGGAGAGGGAUGAAGGAAGGGGAGAGGAUGAGGGAGGAAGAGAGGUUGGGGGAGGAGUGGGUGCUUUCAUGCCGAGAGUGGCUCCUGAGAUUGAUGCUGUGAGGGUGGUGGAGGGGCGGGAGGGCCGCAUUCGUCGCCUCCCACUGUCCAUCUAUUCAUCUGGCUCUCUGCUUGCUCUCCUUCCGCCCGUGCCUGCUUGCGCGCGGCCCUGUCCCCUCCCCACUGACGCCAUGGGCGGUCCCGCGGACGGGCUAGGGCUCGGCGCGGAGGUCAACGGGGGCGUGGAGUCCGUCGCGGAUCUCCUCGCGCUUCCCCCUGACGCCCUUCCGCGGAGCGACCUUUUCUUCCGCCUUGCGCGCUCUCAUUUCCGCGCAGCUGUAUCCGCCUCCGCGGGUGGCCCCACCAACCCCGCGGACCCCGCAAGCUCCCCCGCGGGUGGCGCAAAUGACACUGCGGGAGGCGGGGAUAUUAACGACAAUAGUAGCGACGAGGCGCUCGCUUUAGACGUUGUCCGAAACGCGAUUCAGCCUUCCGAGCGGCCCGACCACGUUCCGUCUCUUAUUCUUGCGUCCGUGAUUUGCGCGCGGCGUGACACGUGGAGCGAAGAGGGCGUGCGCUACGGCGAACGCGCCGUCGAGCUCGCUGCCAGCAGCGGCCCGCAGCGCGCUAAGGCGCUCCACGCGUUGGGAGUUAAUCUCCUGCUACACUCGCGCAACCAUUAUAUUUCCGCGGCUCGGCGUGACCAGAGUCUAAAGCGCGCCGUUGAGUCGCUAACCCAGGCGUCAGAAGAAGAUGCCACGUCAGCAGCUAUAAUGGUGGAUCUCGCGCUCGCGUUGGCCGAGCAGCGCCACGUCAGCGAGGCGCUGAAGGUCGCGAAGCGCGCGCUGAAAGCCGGCGGCGGACAGUGGCUGCUGGCGUGGCAAUUACUUGCGCUGCUGCUGACGUGUCAGCAGCGAUUCAAAGACGCGGAGGAUAUGUGCCGCGUGGGGGAAGCCGCCAUGAAGAAAGCGGGGGGCGCGGGGGGAGGGGGAGCGGAUGGGGGGGAGAAAGGGGAGGGCGCAAGGGCAGCGCUGCUGUUGCUGCAUGCCAAAGUGCAUUUAGCGAGCGGGGGAGUGGAGGGAGAAGGGGGGGAAGGGGAAGGCGGAGGCGGGGCGGGUGGUGGUGGUGGUGUGAGUGCAGGCGUUGGUGAGGCUGUGGAGAGCUUGAAGGCAGCCAUGGCGGCUGUACAGUCACGACAGAAGCGAGGCGACAUGGUGAGAGGAGGAGUAGGGAGGGAGGGAGGGAAGGAGAGAUUUAGGGAAGAGGUUGGUGAGGCUGUGGAUAGCUUGAAACAAGCCAUGGCGGCUGUACAGUCACGUCAGAAGCGAGGCGACAUGGGCGGCUCAGUGACAGAGGCAGUGGUGUGGCAGUGCCUGGCGGAGGCGUAUCUGGCUGGCGGGCGGGCGGCAGAUGCCGACCUCUGUGUGGCCAAGUGUCAGACACUGGACCCGUACUCUGCUGACACGUGGAUGGUGGCAGGCAUGCUAGAAGAUGCAAGAUCCUGCCCCCAGGAGGCCCUGGCCUGCUACCGUUUUGCACUGUCCACCAACCAGUCCCUCCGCCCUUCCCUCCCCACACAUCAGCACUCUCACGUCCUCUCUCUCCCCCACUUCCCAGGCAUGCUAGAAGAUGCAAGAUCCUGCCCCCAGGAGGCCCUGGCCUGCUACUGCAGUGCCCUGGCCAUCAACUGCUCGUUCAACCCCUCCCUCCCCACUCCCACAUCCUCGCUCUCACACCCUCACUCUCACAUGAUCAUUCACAUCCCCACUCUCCCAUCCUCUCCCAUCCUCUCCCAUCCUCUCCCCCUCACUCCCCCAGGCAUGCUUGAAGAGGCAAGAGGCUGCCCUGAGGAGGCCCUUGCCUGCUACCGCAGUGCCUUGGCCAUCGACCAAUGGCACGCUGCCAGCAAGGCACGGCUGGGAGCCCUGCUGCUGCAGAUGGGCGGGGAGUGGCUGCACAUGGCGCAGGUGUACCUGAGGGAGGUGGUAUCUGGUGAUGGGUUUGAUGCACGUGCAUGGCAUGUGCUGGGAUUGGUGGAGAGAGGGCAUGGGGAUGUGGGAGCUGCUGCCGAGUGUUUCAGGCGAGCUAUGGAGGCGGAGGAAACGGCCCCUGCUGUGCCGUUUAAUACGCUUAGGCCGAUCCUGCCGCAGCUGCUUCUGUAA
Molecule: messenger RNA, 6891 nt
Organism: Closterium sp. Naga37s-1
Lineage: Eukaryota; Viridiplantae; Streptophyta; Zygnematophyceae; Desmidiales; Closteriaceae
Source: the annotation of a GenBank genome assembly